This is a messenger RNA of Bombus pyrosoma, 2677 nucleotides long. It is a transcript of the gene rasp, whose product is annotated as protein-cysteine N-palmitoyltransferase Rasp. The coding region runs from base 320 to 1849 and encodes 509 amino acids. Gene Ontology annotation, molecular function: palmitoyltransferase activity. The transcript is spliced from 7 exons. Lineage: Eukaryota; Metazoa; Arthropoda; Insecta; Hymenoptera; Apidae. The record is from RefSeq and is a predicted model, not a curated record. Gene Ontology annotation, cellular component: endoplasmic reticulum. Gene Ontology annotation, biological process: protein palmitoylation.
UUUCUAAAUAGUAUUCAAUAUAUUGAAUUAACGUAAUUUUAAUAUUAACCUAACAUAAAUGAUACUUUUGAGGUCUAACCUAAUCUCAGAUAUAAAACUUGAUACAUUUUACCUCUAGUAUUUACUACCAUUUAUGUUUCUUAAAUAAUUGUUUUCGACGAUUUUAAAAUAAAUUACAGUACCUUUAUUCAAAACUCAAUAAAUCAACUUUUAACAAAAUGUAUAACAUAAAAAUCUUACGAUCCUUUAUCAAUAAUGAUUGAAGAAUAAAGUAAUAACUGUAACAAAAACAAACCGGUAAAUUUAAUUGUAAUUGGAAAUGACUUCGGCAACGGGCAGGAUUAUUAAAUUAUAUAAAUAUGAAAGUUUCUUAUAUUUUCUUCUGUGGACUGGUGCAGUAUUAUAUUCCAUUUAUAAAGUAUUUUUAAUUAAUUCUUAUUUUACUAAUUAUGAUGAUUUGUAUGGUGAUUUUGCACCAGGAUGGACAUGGAUUGGAAGGGAACAAGAUGUUUCUGAUGAAGAGUGGAAAAUAUGGGUACCAUUGAUGAUAAAAUUAAUACCUUGGUUAUUUCUUCAUCACUUUAUCAGUCAUUUUAUAAAGAUUAUAUCAAAUUCUAUGCUAUUGUGUUGUUGGUACAUCCUUAUAUCUUUAUUAUUUUUGUAUUAUUGUAUUGGAACCUUCAGUAUGUUAUGUGCAUUAAUGCAUCCAAGUAUACUCUAUAUUUUAACAUAUAAACGUGGCAAAUCUAUUAUAUGGAUGAUAAAUAUAUUAUUUUUAUUUAUAAUACAUUUUCUUAAAAUUCCGGGCGGUUCCUUCCAAAAUACAUUUAACUUAAAUGAUGAAGAACACUACAUUUUAACUCAUAUAUUAUGUUGGGUUCAACUAAGAAGCAUUAGCUACAGUAUGGAUAAUAUAAAAUCACAUUUAGAAAAUAAAUGUGAUUAUAUACUCUUUUUUGUACAGAAUCUUUUAUACAAACUGGCAUAUUGUUUAUAUUUGCCUACAUUAUCCUUAGGACCACUAGUUUUAUAUCAGGAAUUCAUUAAUUCUGUAAAAGGAUCAGUUCAAUUUUUGAGACCUGCAAAUCUUGGAAAUUUUCUUUUUAAUGUCAUUAGAUACAUUUUCUGGAUACUGUUCGCUAACUUUUUUUUGCAUUUUCUUUAUUUUAGUGCAAUACAAUAUCAUCCAGAGGUUGUUAAGGAUUUAAAUCCAUGGGCUUUAUAUGGAUUAGGAUAUUGUAUGGGGCAAUUUUUUUUAAUUAAGUAUGUCGUAGUAUAUGGACUCAAUCACACUUUAUGUGCAAUAGAUAAUGUAAAAGCUCCCCCUCAACCUAAAUGUGUAGCAAGAAUUCAUUUGUAUUCUGACAUGUGGAAAUAUUUUGAUCAAGGCUUAUACAAGUUUCUUAUUAGAUAUAUUUAUGUACCUUCGUUGAAAUCAAAUUUUAACAAAUUACUCGCCUCGUUUUUAUGUUUUACAUUCGUUUUUUUAUGGCAUGGAAUGCAAAUAAACAUUUUUAUUUGGGCAUUUCUAAAUUUUGUAGGAUUAAAUAUUGAAAGUUUAAUCAAAUUAACUGGUGAAAACAAAUAUUUUUUAAAUAUACGAAAAAGAUAUCUGUCAGAAACAAAUGCGAGACGAUUUCAUUGCAUCUUAACAAGUCCUCUAUUAGCAAUGUCUGUAAUAUCUAAUUUUUACUUUUUUGUUGGAGAAGAAAUUGGAAAUAUUUACAUCUCUAGAAUAUUACAUGAUACAUGGUACAGUACAUUUGUAUUACUCUUCUUCCUUUAUUGCUGUUGUCAAGUUUCUAUAGAUAUAAAAAAUUGGGAAUUACAAAAAUAUUCAAAACUAUAAAAAGCUGAGAAUUACACACCACUAUACAAUAUAUUUUGAGAAAAUGUAUAUUUUGUUCAUAAUUAUAUUAUCAAAUAACUUUUAAACAUUUUAUUGUUUUAAGUACAAAAUGAGUAUAAAAAUACAAUAUAUAACUAAAAUUACUUUUUAUAUUAACAUCGUUAUAAGCCUUUAACGUUUAUUACAAGUGAUAAUAAAAAAUUAGUACAAAGUAUAUGCAUGAAUAUUUUUUAUGUAAUUAUUAUUGUAUUUAUGAUAUACUAUUAAUAACCAACUUUAUCAUACCUACAAGGCACUUUAUAUUUCGUAAUAUAUAAAUUUUUGCGAAAAUAAUUUUUUACUUCUUUCCUUUUAUGUUUUAUAUAAUAUUUAAUCAAUUUAUUUGUUUACAUGUUUCUACAGAGAUACAGGAAAUGCUUUUGUCUUAUUCAUAUACUUUAAGACACUCACAUUUCUAUUUUUGAAACUUUACAUUAAAAUAUAUUUUCAUUAAAAAGUUUUAGUUGUACUUUAUCUUUAGAAAAGAUAUACAAAUUUUUGUGCAAAUUUUCAAUAUUAAGCUUCAAGCAGUAAAAAACCCGAAUUUAUUAUUUAUGCAUGUUAAUUUCGCUAUUAUUUUUAUUCAUUGAUAUUUAUAAACGUUUUUUUGAGUGAAAGAGAAUUUCUAAAUGUCACCUACGUAUAAUAAUUUGAGUUUUUAGAAUUUGCUUUUCUGUAAUGAAAUAUUGCAAUAUAAAUUACUCAACUAUUUUCAGAAAAUAUAUUCAACAUAUUAUAUUAUUCCUUGAACAUUAAUAUCUGCAAGAUAAUAAUAAUAAAUUGUUUAUA